Molecule: messenger RNA, 1207 nt
Organism: Drosophila ficusphila
Lineage: Eukaryota; Metazoa; Arthropoda; Insecta; Diptera; Drosophilidae
Gene: MME1
Product: mitochondrial magnesium exporter 1
Exons: 4
Coding region: 247-1146 (299 amino acids)
Biological process (GO): mitochondrial transport; carnitine transmembrane transport
Cellular component (GO): mitochondrial envelope
Molecular function (GO): O-acyl-L-carnitine transmembrane transporter activity
Source: RefSeq, a predicted model, not a curated record
CCGCUGCAAUUCAAGUGGAAUCAAAUGAAAUAUUUGGAAUAGAUAAGAGCGCCGCCGACUGAUCAUGGAAGUAGUAUCCCAGCGUAAUUUGGAAUCAAACAGUAUUAUCAUAGGUCAGCAACCGCGCAGCCAGCAGAUAAUCAAUCGAUAGCACAAAUCCGGAAAGCUGCGAUCUUCGCGCACGUGCGUCCAUUCAAAGGCUGACGGAAUUCUCACUCGGUUUACGUAAACAAUUCGCGUUCCGCCAUGACGGAAGUGGAAAUUGCCACGGGAAAAAAGUCCAAUCCCGUUAAGUCCUUUAUUGCGGGCGGCGUCGGUGGCAUGUGCAAUGUGCUUGUUGGCCAUCCUUUGGACACAAUAAAGGUUCGUUUGCAAACCAUGCCCACGCCUCUGCCCGGACAACCGCCGCGAUACAAGGGGGUUGUAGAUUGUGCCGCGCGGAUCUUCCGCCAGGAGGGACUCCGUGGAUUCUAUAGAGGAAUAUCCGCUCCGCUGGUCGGCGUAACUCCCAUCUACGCCGUGGACUUUGCGGUCUAUGCGGCGGGCAAGAGGUUAUUCCAGACGGAUGACCACAUAAGGCUCACCUACCCUCAAACCUUUGUUGCCGGAGCCAUGGCCGGAGUUUGUUCCGCCCUGGUCACAGUACCCACCGAUCGAAUUAAAGUCCUGCUGCAAACGCAACCCGUGUCCAGUGGACCUCUACUCUAUAAUGGAACUCUAGACACAGCCGUAAAACUUUAUAGGCAGGGUGGAAUUAGAAGCCUUUUCAAAGGAACAUGUGCCUGCAUUCUGAGAGAUUCGCCCACCGGUUUCUACUUUGUGACCUAUGAGUUCCUGCAGGAAAUGGCCAGAAAGAAGUCCAAGUCAGGAAAAAUUAGCACAACAUCAACGAUUCUGUCUGGCGGAACGGCUGGCAUUGUGUUCUGGACUUUGGCCGUGCCCUUCGAUGUACUUAAAAGCCGUCUCCAGUCCGCACCUGAGGGCACUUACAAGCACGGUAUUCGAAGCGUUUUCAGGGACCUAAUGGCCACUGAAGGUCCUAGGGCUCUGUUCCGCGGCAUUCUCCCGAUUUUACUGCGUGCCUUUCCCUCCACCGCUGCAGUUUUCUUCGGUGUGGAGCUAACCAACGAUUUGUUAAAAGCGUAGUCUUAAGGAUUUGUAUUUAAGAGAGGCUGUUUAGAUAAUUAUACAUUGUUAGCAAAGUGAA